This is a messenger RNA of Eurypyga helias (sunbittern), 846 nucleotides long. RefSeq names its product glutamate receptor ionotropic, delta-2. The annotation marks the transcript as partial. The record is from RefSeq and is a predicted model, not a curated record. Lineage: Eukaryota; Metazoa; Chordata; Aves; Eurypygiformes; Eurypygidae. Gene Ontology annotation, cellular component: plasma membrane; postsynaptic membrane. Gene Ontology annotation, molecular function: glutamate-gated receptor activity; transmitter-gated monoatomic ion channel activity involved in regulation of postsynaptic membrane potential. The transcript is spliced from 4 exons. Gene Ontology annotation, biological process: monoatomic ion transport; synaptic transmission, glutamatergic; modulation of chemical synaptic transmission.
GAAGAGCCCUUUGUCAUGGUGUCUGAAAAUGUUCUGGGAAAACCAAAGAAGUAUCAGGGCUUCUCAAUAGACGUGUUGGAAGCCUUGGCUACCUACCUUGGCUUUAAAUAUGAAAUCUAUGUUGCACCGGAUCACAAAUAUGGGAGUCCUCAGGAUGAUGGGUCGUGGAAUGGACUGAUAGGAGAACUGGUAUUUAAGAGAGCUGAUAUAGGGAUCUCUGCCCUAACCAUCACCCCUGACCGUGAAAAUGUGGUGGACUUCACAACGCGUUACAUGGACUACUCAGUGGGUGUGCUGCUUCGAAAGGCAGAGAAGACAGUGGACAUGUUUGCCUGCUUGGCACCGUUUGACCUGUCCCUGUGGGCAUGCAUAGCUGGUACCGUGCUGUUAGUAGGGCUACUGGUCUACCUCUUGAACUGGCUCAACCCCCCACGCCUUCAGAUGGGAUCUAUGACCUCCACAACCCUCUACAACUCCAUGUGGUUUGUGUACGGAUCCUUUGUGCAACAAGGAGGAGAGGUUCCAUACACAACUCUGGCAACCCGACUGAUGAUGGGAGCUUGGUGGCUUUUUGCUUUGAUUGUCAUCUCCUCCUACACAGCAAACCUAGCAGCUUUCCUCACCAUCACACGCAUUGAGAACUCCAUCCAGUCUCUCCAGGAUCUCUCAAGGCAGACAGAUAUUCCUUAUGGCACUGUCUUGGACUCUGCAGUCUAUGAGCACGUCCGAGUGAAAGGGAUGAAUCCUUUCGAGAGGGACAGCAUGUAUUCCCAAAUGUGGCGGAUGAUUAACAGAAGUAAUGGCUCAGAGAACAACGUCAUGGAGUCAACCGCAGGCAUUCAGAAG